GGGAGUUGCUAUGGGAAGUGAAAAAGCACCUGUACAGAUGUCGUUCAGGAAUGUCAGUUUAUAUUUCUGUGUUGUUUUUGUAUUGCAACGAUGGACCAAGACGAGCGAAUAGAUGGUGGAAGAGACAAGAACCUGGGUAUCACAGGAGAUGCUGCAUCUCUGCUACAGGAUGCACAUACACUUAUGGACCAGGAGGUAGCAGAGCUGGGAAGUGAUGCACACACAGGGGUGUAUGCGCCGAGCCUAGAGGACAAUGCUGACACUCCGCAGCAGAGGCUGAGGGCGGGGCUGGAGGCAGAGCAGGAGGUCAGCCAAGGAGAAGGAGCGCAUGCCUCAUAUUUCCAACGGCAGCCCCUGCAGGACAGGCUGACCGGCCUUGUCCAAGGCCUCCAGCGGAUGGUGGAGGAAGAGGAGGAGACAGGGUGGCACUUCAGGGAAAGGUAUGAAACAGAUGCAUCCAGCUCUGAGCUGUGGAUGCAGAUUCUGGAGGGGAGAAAGAAACUGGAUUUGGCCCAGCUUGCUACGGACCACAAAGCAGAGGUGGAGCUCAUACGGAAGGAACACAGAGAGCAGGUCUGGCGAUUUCAGAAGCAGCACGAGACCAGGCCGGACCAUGGAGACCAGGUGUACCAGGAGAGAGCUGAGGACCUAAGCAAAAUUAAGGUGCACAAAGGUCGUGUGAACCAGGAAGUGCCCAGCCAGUACGAGGAGGACAUGGGCCUGGGAGCCUCUUUCCCCAGUGGUCAAGACCACUUGUUGGAGGAGUACCUCAUGUCGGUACCCCAGAGGGACAGCUCAUGGGCGAUGGAGAAUUUGGAAGACAACAGUCUGCUGGAACAAGCUGAAAAUGAUAUGUUUGAGCUUGACAGUGAGGUUGUGCUUGAUGUGUCUGAGAGUCGCUUCUCAGAAGAGUCAGAUGAAGGCUCAGAGGCUGUUGAUUUGAGAAGGACUUUGUUGAUACAGCACUGCAGCGAUCUGACCGCACAGCUGGAGGAUAGAGAAAAACAGCUGGAGGUGCUCCUGCACGAGGUUCACACUUCGAGGAAGGAUGUGCGAGAGGCUUUGGAGAAGUACAGCAAAGCAACAGAGGCAGUGGAGUGUGUACAGCAGGAGCUGGAGGCAGAGAGAGAACGGAGGCUGCAGAUAGAGGAGAUCAUAAGCGGUAAAACGCAUGAAGAGGACAAUCUGAAAAAGAAGCUCAGCCACCUGCAGAGCCAGCUGGAAAACCAAGAGAAAUCCAGGGAGGGGACGGAUGACCUGAUAACUGAGCUGAGGGAAGAGAAACAGUUGCUCCUGGUUCAACUUAGGCAGCAGGAACAGCUGGUCAGAGAUGUUCAGGAGCAGAAACUGGCUGGAGACACAGUGACCAGUGAGAUGCAAGCGCUCUUUGGCCGUCAGCUGUCUACCCUGCAGACGCAGAGGGAUCGCCUGCAAGUUAUGUUGGAUUCACAGCAAGAUAAGAACCUGACUACCUCUGAACUCUUGGGGCAGAGAACCCUAGAACUGGACUCAACUCUCAGUAAGCUCAAAGGCCUCCAGGCAGAGCUGAUGGAACGAGAGGAGAGGCUGCAGAAGGUUUGUGAAGAAAAGAAUGACCUGGAAACCAGACUCGCCUGCCUUCAGCAGAAUCUGGUGAAUGUGGAGCAGGCUCUGAGCCAGAGGGCAGAGGAAAAGGCUGAACAGGAGCGAAUCACUGUGGAGCUGGAGAUGAAAGUCAAGAACACAGAGAACAUUCUGGAGACUCUGCGAACGGAUUUCCAAAAUACACUGAAAGAGAAGGACCUAGCUCUGCAGAGACUGUGGGCAGAGAGCAAGAAGGCUGAGGCUGAGCGCCUGGAGAAGGAGGGUGCUUUGCAGACAGAGCUGCUUGGUGUCAGACAGACCCUGAGAGACCAGGAGCGGGAGCAUGCAGAGGCUGUUCAGUCCCUCCUGCAGAAGGAGGCAGAGAAGCUUCACAAAGCUGUGGAGGAGAUGGCAGCCCAGCUGAGGAGAGCUCACGAGGAAGACGCAUGCACACUGAAGGAAAAACAUCAGGAAGAGGUGAAUUCUUUAAAGGGGGAGAUGGAAAGAAAAAUAUCAGAACUGAGGGCUGUACUGGAAGAAGAACAGAAGAAACAGAUUGCACUGAUCAAACAGGUCCAUGAGCGUGAGCGCGAACGGGAGAUGGCAGAGCUGGCCUCCAGGCAGCAGGAGGCGCUAAGCCAGCAGAGCGUCGAGCUGAAGGAGAGCAUGGAGGCCGCCCACCAGGCUGAGCUGCGAGAGGCGCAGGCACAGUGGUCCCUGGAGAUGGAGGCCUUGCGGCUGAGCCUGACAAACCUGCACGCGGCCCAGCUGGAGGAAGCCCAGAGCAACCUGCAGCGCGAAAAGGAAGAGGCACUCAAAGAGCUGCAGGACAGCAUGGGAGCCAAGUGGUCCCAAGACAGCACGGCGCUGCAGGCACAGCACCAGGCAGAGGCAGAUAGGAUACAAGAACAGAACCGGGAGCAGGCCCGGCGGGUCGACCAGCUGCAUCAACAGGAGAUGGACAAUCUGAAACAUGCGUGGGAAACUCAAAUGUCAAAAGAGAGGACCCGGAUGGAAGAACAGCAUGCCAGUCAAAUAGAGGCUCUGAGGGCAGAAUGGCAGCGGGAGUCAGAGAAGGAGCUCCGGGGCACCCUGACAGAGACCCUGUCUGCGGUGAGGGCACAGCUGGAGGAGCUGCAGGCAUCCAGGGACCAGGAGCUGCGCAGACUGGGAGAGGAGCUGAGCCAGGCGUGUUCUGAUCGCGAUGCGGCUGCCAGAGCAGCUGAAGAGCUGGUGGGCAGCCACAAGAGGGCGCUGCAAGAGCGGCAGGACCACGCCCGACACCUGGAGGAGCUUAACAGCAUCAGUGCAGAGAGGGAGCGGCAGCUGCAGCAGCAGGUGGAGAGGUUGCAGGCAGAGUACAUGGCCUUGAAGUCGAGCUCGGAGCAGGAAGUGUCCCAUGUGCGGUCGCAGCUGGAGUGUAUGAAGGUCAACCAACACGAACUGGGAGGGCUGAGGGAGCAGCUGCUCUCUUGCCCGUCCCACGCGGAGGACAUCGAGCGGCUGAAGCGGGAGUUCUCCGAGCAGAGACAGCACCUCCAGGAGCACAGCGAGGCGGAGCUGGAGAGCCUGCGCUCCUACCUCGAGCAGCGUCUGCGCUCUGCAGAGGAGGGCUACCGCGAGGAGAUCGCCCUCCUCCAGACCAAGCUGGUGGAGAGAGCUCUGGAGGAGUCUGUGGUCAAGAUGGGGGAUGUCAGCCUCCUGCUGGAAGACAAGGUGGAUGAGGAGAGGAGCGACCUGCUUGCAGAGAUUAACAUGAAACUGGAAAACCACAAGGAGGAGUUGGAUGCUCUGAGGCUGCAGCUGGAGGAGAAGCACGAGCGGGAGCUGCAGCAGCUGCGCUCGAAUCUGACCCUGGCGUACCGAGAGGAGCUGCUGCAGGUGAAGACCAGCCUCACUGACCGCUACUUCUCCCAGAUCCAGGACCUGAAAACCAAGCAUGCCUUGGAGCUGGAGCAGCAGCGGGCCAAACUCUCAGACAACCACGUCAAAGAGAUCACCAGGCUGCGUCUGCAGAGCGCGCAGCAGGCAGCGCGACAGGUGGAGGCGGAGCUCCAGGAGAGGGGCAGGGUUCUGGACGAGCAGCACGCGGCCCGGCUGGCCCAGGUCCGCUCAGAGACGGAGCGUAUCCAGAACCUGGAGGCCCAGAUGGCCGCGCUGGUGAAGCAACGUGCUGAGGAAAUGAAGCAGGUAGAGGAACAGCAGGAGAAGCUCCUCAGAGAAGCUAAGGAGAAGGUGAAGCAGGCCCAGAGAGAAGAGAGGGAGAAGGCUAAUCUGGAGCGCUCCCGGCAGAAGGAGGAGAUGGCCAGGCAGAGGGAGGAGCUCCUUGGCCAGGCGGAGGCUCGGCUAUCUGCCCUGACACAGGAGCUAGAGCGGGGGGCUGAGGAAGAGCGAGAGGCUUUUGAGCAGCAGAUCAGAGGACUGCAGGAACAGCUGGCGGAGGAGCAGAGACGACUACACGCCCUCCAGGACAGUCUGGGGAACGAGCAGGACCCCCGGAUCCUGGUCAUCAAGCAGAAGAUCCAGGCGCAGUUUGAGCGUGAGCUCCAUGUGGCCAAGCGGACCAUGGCCGUGGAGGUGAAUGAGCUCAACGCAGUACUGCAGGAGCAAGCAGCGGCCAAGCUGCAGCAGGCCCACAGCAGGUUCCAGGAAGAAAAGAAGGAACUGCAGGAGAAGCUCAGCCAGCAGCAGGAGGCUGUUCUCUGUGAGCUGGCCAAAAAACACCGGGAGGAACUGGAAUCCCAGCAGGCUUUGCUGGAUGAGUGUGUGGUCAAACUGAAGCAGCUGGAGAUGGAGUAUCGGCACCUGGAGGAGAAGCUGCGUCAGAGUCACGGGGCGGAGCUAGAGUCCCUGAGGGCGGGUCUACAGGAGCAAAGCCUGGCCCAGUUGGAGGCAAGGGAGGCGGAGCUUCAGGCCAGGCACAGAGAGGAGAGCAGCAAGCUGGAGGCACGGAUGCUCUCCAACAUGGAUACCCUGGAGUCCGCCUACCUGAAGGAGAUCCAGGCCAUCCGGGAUGAGCGGGACCAAGAAAUCCAGGAGCUGAGGGAUUCGUUUGACAAACGCCAGCGGGAGAGAGAGGGUGGCCACGCUGCCGAGUUAGAAAGGCUGAGAGCAGAGCUUCAGGAACUCAGGAGAAAACUGGUCCACGAGGACCAAUCCUCCACCAUAGUCUCUGAUGUGGAGGACACCUCCAAGCGGUGCAGUAGGGCAUCCCACCUGCAGGGGGAGCCGGAGGGGAAGCACUCAGAGAUGGAAGCCCUGGAGUCACCGUUGCAGCCUGGAGGCAGAGAGAACCAGGAGGGGGGAGACCCGCUCUCCAAGCUGAGGGCUGACCUGAGAACAGCAGCAAAGGAGAGGAAAGACCUGCAGCAGGCCUAUGGGCGUCUUCAUAAGGUGCUAACGGAGGUGCUGAGACUGACCAUGGCCACAGAGGAAGAGAUCAACAGGAGAAUCGCUGUCUGCUUGGAGCCCAGUGAAGACCAGGGGGCUGAGCCCCAUGGCAAAAGACCCUACAGAGAGAGCAGGGACUCCCAGGAGAAAGGAGAAGAGGAGAGAGAGGCGGUUUCAGACAGCAGCCUGCGGUCAGCAUUGAAAGGUGGCGGUGUGGAGAUCUCCCAUGGGCUGCCGGAGAGCCCGUUCUGCAGGCCGGAGCCAGAGCCUGAGGAGGAGGAGAUGGUGCUGAGAGUCUGCGUCCGCCUUCACUCUUCUGUGGACAAGCUGCUGGAGCUGAUCCCCUGCUCCACUUUCCCGCUGGAGCAGACUGCUGGGGCACAGGACCGCUUGGAGGAGCAGUUCAAUCCCAGCAGGCUGGACUUAGACCUGCUCGUACUGCAGCAGAACCUGCAUAAGGCUGAGAGCUUGCUGGAAAGUUACGACGCAGAGAAGGAAGCGAUGGAGGAGGCCCUGCGGCAGAAGGAGUCCCGGGCACAGCGGCUGGGAGCAGAGCUUGAGGGGCUGCAAGUUCAACUCCAGGAGCUCAGAGAAGAGCAGACCCUGCUGCUCCGCCAGAGAGAGGCCCUCACAGGGGGGCUGGGGGACAGAGAGAAGGCCCUGCUGGAAGAAGCUCAGCGGUUGAUGGAGGAGAAGCUGGACGUGCAGCGGCAGGCGGAGAAGGACCAGAGCAGGCAGGCGUCCCAGCUCAGGCUGCUGGAGAUGGAGCUGGAGGAGCAGGAGAGCUGCAGGCAGGAGCUGGAGGAGCAGCACAGGGCCCAAAUAGAGGACUUCCAGCUGCAGAUCCAGGCCCUGGAGAAACAGCUCAGACACCACCGUCAGUUUAUCGACGAACAGGCCGUGGAGCGGGAGCAUGAGAGGGACGAGUUCCAGCUGGAGAUCCAGAAGCUGGAGGCCCGGCUGAGACGCCCGCCCAAGCCUGGGCAGGCUGCGGGCGGCAGGGGACAGAAGAUUGAGGACUUGGUACUCCAGGUGGAAAGUCUGCAGACAGUCAUCAAGGAGCAGAUAGAAGACUACAACACGCUGUUGCUGACCAAGGAGCAGUACCGGAGCAGUGUGUCUGAGCAGAACGAGCAGAUCGAGAGGAUGGCCGGCAGGAUCUGCGAGCUGGAGCAGGCUCUGGUGGACAGGACCGAGUCCAGGCAGGCCCUGGACCAGCUGGAGCAAGAGCUGCAGGUGGCCAGGACGAUGGCACAGGACCUCCUGCAGGACAAAGAAGACCUCCAGCAGCAGCUGUCCUCGGCCUGCCUGCAGAUAUCUGCUGUACAGUGUAAACAGGGCGACGGCCUCCAGCACAUUCCUCAGAGUGGAGCGUACCAGGCCCUGAGAGAGCAGCUGGAGUCUGCGCUGCAGUCGGUGACCAGCAGGGACGAGCAGCUGGAGCAGGUGCAGAGGGACAUGUCUAUGGAAGAGGAGGAGCUCAUACCACAGAAACUGGCCAAUCAGAGCUCCAUCUGUCUCUCCCAGAUGCAGAAAGAAAUGGAUUCUGAGAAGGGGACUGCCAGCACUCUGCACAGCCAUCGGGAGGCGGGCCGAGAGGAGAGCCGCGCCUCCACGCUGCUGGUGCCAUUCUCCAGGCUGGAGGAGAAGAACAGGGAGAUCUCCUGCCUCAACGAGGAGAUCCUGCGUCUGCAGCAGGAGGCAGACGGCUCCAAACACAAGGCUGUGGAGGAGAAGCAGGCUGAGGUGGAGGAGCUGCGCUCCCAGGUGGAGCGUCUCCACGGCGACCAGGCCCGCCUGCGCCGGGACAGGGAGGAGGAGGUGGAGCAGCUGCACGAGGUCAUCCACAAGCUGCAGGAGGAGCUGGCGCAGAUGGGUCCCAACCGGCACGAGGUCAGCAGCUCCCCGGAGCACAGCCCCGCUCCCGGCCCACAAGGCCUCUGGCCCCCCCAUGGCCGGGAGGGCAGCCUUUGCCACGAGCUGACCCCCCACUGCCCGCCGCCCCCCCGCGCCCGCCUCAGAGACCUGCAGGAGCAGCUGGAGCAGGCCGUCCGGGAGAGGGAGGCCACACAGCGCCUCCUUCAGUCCCAGGAGGAGGCCUUCCGCAGCCAGGUGGAGGUGCUGAGCUGCACCCUGUGGGAGGAGCAGGAGAGGCGGGGCCAGCUGGAGCAGGAGUGCAGCAGGCUGAGGGUGCGGCUCUCCCAGCAGCAGGGCGGGGCAGAGGGCAGGGGGAGGCUGCUAGAGGCGGAGCUGCUGGUGAGGAGGGCGGAGGAGUGGACAGAACAGGGCAGGGAGGCGGGGCUGGAGGAGGAGCUACAUCACAUGCAGGGUGGAGCCCAGGAGCUUCUCCACUCUCGCAGCGAGGACACGCCUCUGGACAAGCCAGAGAGGGAAGAAGAGGGUGUGGCCGCAGCAGAGACACCGAGGACAGUGGUGAAGGAACAGGGGGCCCAGGUCCAGGAAAGCCAGGCUGAAAUCCACAGCCUGGAGACAGCGAAGGAGGAGGUAACGAAGCUGAGGCGGAGCGAGGGCCGACUCCAACAGGAAAUUCAGAGGCUGAAGCAGGAAGUGAUGUCAAAGAGCAGCCACAUACAGGAGCUGAACACCCAGCUGGAGGCUCAGAGAGAAGUGCUGACGUUCUCCGAGGAGACUCUGGCUAAAGCAGGGGGAGUGCUGAGGGAGAACGAGAGGCAGCUCGAUCGGCUGGGGGCGGAGCGUGAUGCCCUGAGGGCGGAGCUUGUUGCUGUGAAGGCGGGGCUAAGCUCCAGCGCAGAGAGGGCAGAGAAGUUGUUGGAAGAAGGGCAGACAAAGGACAAAGCCCUGAGGGACCUGGAGAUCCACAACCACCAGCUGAAAUCAGAGCUGCAGGGGCUGCAGGAAGGCCUGGCUGUGCAGGAGGAAGAGCUCGCCCACCAGCAGAGGGAGCUAGAGCUGCUGCAAUACCACUGCAGCGCGCAGGGCUCCAGCCUGGAUCCCAGCACCCCGCACAAAGCCGAGGCCCUCCUGUCUGCUCUGCCCUGCGAGGGCUCCCAGUGUUCACCAGAGCUGCUGCACGAACCGCUGGCAGCCGGGGUCCACGCUUCACUCCCCCCGGAGCUCAGCACCCAGCACAUGAAGGCCUCUGGACAGGCCAAAGAGGGUUCCCAGCCCACUGAGAACAAGCCCACCCCGCAGGAGCGACCCAGCACCCGCUCCCCAGGCUCCGCCUCGGCCUCUGAGAACCUCUCCGCUCUGCAUCCCUUUGAUGCUGACAAGGUGAACGCACUUGGGGAUGUAGACCUGACCAGAGCGGAGCAGUGGGCCGGAGAUGGAGAGUGCAGCACUGCAGAUGUGAGCUCGGAGCUGGGCGGCAGCCUGCAGGUGGAGCUGGACAGGACAGAGUGUCUGAACGCCAGCUUCAUAGAGUACCUGCGCAGUCGUGGCAUGGCCGUGGCAGACAGCAGCGACAGCACCACAGAGAGCGUGGACCAGUGCGACGAGCUCCUCUCGCCUGAGCUGGAGGGCCUGUUGAAGAGGGUGUACCAGGAGGGGUUCAGGGUCCUGUCCCUGUCCCACCGCCCCGCCCCCUCUUCCCUGACGCCCCCCACCUCUCAGGCUCCACCCCUCACCUGGCAGACAGAGAAGCGGGCCCUACAGGAAACCGUCCUCUCCCUCAGAGAGCUGCUCUGCAAGAUGGCCGACAGAGAGCACAAGGUAGACAGCAGGGAGGCAGACUGGCGCAGGGAGUUUCUCCGGGAGGUUCGUAGUAUGUGUCACAGUGAGACGGCCAGGCUGUCCUCUGAGCUGCAGUCUGUCAUCAGCUCGCUGCGAACCCAAGACCCUCCGCUCAUGGACCAGCUGGAGAGACUCCUCAAACAGCAGGAGGAGCAGCAGCGCCGGGCCCUGGAGCAGCUCCUGUGUGCAGAUCGCCGCAGUCUGCUGGAGGAGAUGCAGCAGCUGCAGGCUCUGCUGCAGGCCUCCUGCCUGAAGAACCAGGAGCAGCUGCAGCAGCUGCAGGCCUCCCUGAAUGCAGAGGCAAAGGGCAGACAAGAACAGCAGCGGGAGAGGGAGGGUCCCCUGGCACAGAGGGCAGAGCCCAGGGGAUGUGAGGAUCAACUGGCCCUCCUGAAGGUGGGGCAGGGGGAGGAGCUGAAGAAGGGGGAGGGGCUAGAGCAGCAGGAGGAGGAUUCUGGGCAGGAUGACCUCCACUUCAGCACUGCCAGCAAGACCCAGCAAGAGCUGCACAAUGAGAACUGCAAACCCAGGCUGGAGAGUGAGGGGGUGGAGCAGCGGGACCAGGAGAGACUGCGCAGCCGGAGCAGACAUGAGCAGGAGGAGCAGCAGGUCCAGGAGAGACUGCGCAGCCGGAGCAGACAUGAGCAGGAGGAGCAGCAGGUCCAGGAGAGACUGCGCAGCCGGAGCAGACAUGAGCAGGAGGAGCAGAUGCACCAGGAGCUGCGGUUGGAGGAGCGCGCUGCUCGGAACAGGCAGCUGGAGCUGUCCCUGGAGCAGGAGCGUGUGGUGAGCGCUCACCUGCGCAACCAGCUGCAGGAGGAGAGCCAGCGUCAGGAGGAGGCGGCCUCCCAGGACAGGGAGCUCAUCGAGGAGCUGCGGGUCCAGCUGGAGCGGGAGCGCGUGCUGAGCGCUAACCUGCGCAACGAGCUGCAGGAGGAGCGGUCUCACAGCAGCGCGCUGCUCUCCCGGGAGAGGAGGCAGCUGGAGGAGCAGCUGCAGGAGGUGACCCGGCGCCACGAGGCGGCGGCCUCCCAGGACCGGGCGUUCAUGGCGGAGCUGCGGGCCCAGCUGCAGCAGGAGCGGGGGCAGGGGGAGGAGCUGGCCGCUAUGCUGGAGGGCGCGCAGCGGCGGGCCGUUCGGAGCGAGCGGCAGCUGGAGCAGGAGGUGCAGAGGAGGUGCGAGGCGGCCCGCAGGGAGCAGGAGGCGGCCCGCAGCCUGGAGGAGGAGAGGCAGAGAGCCGCCCGGCUGCAGGCCGAGCUGGACGCCCUGGCGGAGGAGCUGCUCGCCCUGAAGGAGGAUCAGAGGGAGACGCAGGAGAGAGAGCGACGAUACGCCAGCACCUGCCUCAGACCGGUGGAGUGGCAGCAGCCUGUGGAUGUGGCUGUGCUGUCAGAGAGGCUCUCCUGGCAGAAGGAGCACGCUGCCCUGCGGGUGGCGCUACAGAGGACUGGGUCUGAGCUCUCCCAGAACACGGCCGAGCUCGAGAACAAACCCCUCACCGUGGCCUCCAACAGCAAGGCCCAGCGCAUGUACAGGAAGUACCUGCGUGCAGAGAGCUUCCGGAAAGCCCUGGUUUACCAGAAGAGGUACCUGCUGCGACUGCUGGACAGCUUCCAGGACUGUGAGAGAGCCAUCCUGACUCUGACUGCCCGCAUGGGGACAUACCCCUCGCCUGGAGACCCUCAAGCCCCUUUGCCCUACCCUGUUAAUCGCUUUAGGACAGCUGUCCAUGUGGUCAUCGCCAUCUUGCGAUUGGCGUUCCUGGUCAGGAAGUGGCAGAAGGCCUUCAGAAUAGGUCCAGCAGCGACGACCUCUAUGAGAGAGCCUGGGCAUGGAGCUGGCUCCAACACCAGAGCUGAGGGGUUGAGACGGCAACAACUGGGUGUCAUCAGCUCCCUGGCCACCUGUGACGCCCGGCCUCACCCAGAAGGGUGUGGUCUUGAGCCCACAGUAACCCAUCCGUUCCCUCUUCCAACUGCACGGCAGGUUGUGACCCCAUCCUGUCCUGAUUCGUACAGAGCGUCUCCUCUGACUGUACCAGGAUCAGGUCCCGGGGGGCAGCCAGCAGCGGUGAGGGGGACUGCAGCCAGGUGAGGCGAAGGAGAGGAAC
Molecule: messenger RNA, 10777 nt
Organism: Megalops cyprinoides (Indo-Pacific tarpon)
Lineage: Eukaryota; Metazoa; Chordata; Actinopteri; Elopiformes; Megalopidae
Product: A-kinase anchor protein 9-like
Exons: 43
Coding region: 91-10761 (3556 amino acids)
Biological process (GO): signal transduction
Molecular function (GO): molecular adaptor activity
Source: RefSeq, a predicted model, not a curated record